This is a messenger RNA of Nicotiana attenuata, 1545 nucleotides long. RefSeq lists its product as uncharacterized. Lineage: Eukaryota; Viridiplantae; Streptophyta; Magnoliopsida; Solanales; Solanaceae. Gene Ontology annotation, molecular function: protein kinase regulator activity. Gene Ontology annotation, biological process: cellular response to amino acid starvation; regulation of translation. Gene Ontology annotation, cellular component: cytosol. The coding region runs from base 1 to 1545 and encodes 514 amino acids. The record is from RefSeq and is a predicted model, not a curated record. The transcript is spliced from 11 exons.
AUGGGAAGCCAGAUUACCAACAAAAACCAACCACCUAAACAAAACCUGGUAGACAUUAAAGUCUUUUUCAUUUGUCUUGAGUAUUUCGGUGGAGCAGGAGGGGAAGGGGUUAUUUUUCAAACUCCUGAAGGGUUGCUUUCUACUGAACAAGGUGUUUACAUUGCUGAAUCUGUUGCAACUAAGAACACAAAACAACCAAAAGGGCGUUUUAGGCUUUACGAUAAUAGUGAUGGCCCUGACCAAAUGAAUUCUAAUCAUACUGUAAGGCGUGAGCCCUCUAGCAAAGAGGUUACUGGAGUGGCGAAAAAAGAUGGUGGAAAAUCAUCAAAGAAAGCUGAUAAUAAAGAUAAGGGAAAAAGUGCAAAGGAAGAGGCACGGGAGGUGCAGCUAAGGGAGGAAGCAUGUAUACGUGAAAAGGUCAUGGUUGUAAAAGAGAAUCUUUCUUCAAUGUUGAAAGCUCUGGGAGAAAUGGCCAUAGCUAAUCCUGUUUUCACUCACAGUCAGUUACCUUCCUUGGUGAAGUUUACCAAUCCUCUACUACGGUCACCAAUAGUUGGUGAUGUAGCGUAUGGAACGCUGGUGAAGCUUUCGAAGUGUACUGCUGCUCCUCUUUGUAACUGGGCUCUUGAAAUUGCAACAGCAUUAAGGUUAAUUAUGUCAGAGGAUGUUAAUGUCUUAUGGGGUCAAAUUCCUUCUGCUGGUGAGGAGGUAUCAAAUGAAAGGCCUGGUCUCUUUGAGCGUGUGACAAAUGGCUUAUCCGUCUCUUGCAAAACUGGUUCUAUCCCUGUGGAUUCGUUUACUUUUGUUUUCCCUAUAAUGGAGAGAAUAUUGUUAUCUCCCAAGAAGACCAGACUUCAUGAUGAUGUUCUCAAGAUAAUAUUCUUGCAUUUGGAUCCGAUUUUACCCCUACCUAGAGUUCAAAUGCUCUCAGUUCUUUACCAUGUCCUGGGUGUUGUUCCUGCUUAUCAAGCAUCUAUUGGACCGGCACUAAAUGAGUUAUGCCUUGGGCUGCGAUCAGCUGAAGUGGCAUCUGCUCUAUCUGGUGUUUAUGCUAAAGAUAUCCAUGUAAGGAUGGCUUGCUUAAAUGCUGUGAAAUGCAUUCCUGCUGUGUCUCGUCGUUCUGUCCCUCAAAGUAGUGAAAUUGCCACCCGCAUCUGGCUUGCUUUACAUGAUCCUGAAAAGUGUGUUGCCGAAGCUGCUGAAGACAUCUGGGAUCAUUACGGAUAUGACUUAGGGACGGACUACUCAGGCAUCUUCAAAGCUCUUUCCCAUGUUAAUUAUAAUGUGCGAGUGGCUGCUGCUGAGGCCUUGGCUGCUGCUUUAGAUGAAAGUCCAGAUACGAUACAGGAAUGUCUUUCAACGUUAUUUUCUUUGUACAUCCGUGAUGUUGGUUCUGGUGAAGACACCAUCGAUUUUGGCUGGAUAGGCAGACAAGGAAUAGCAUUGGCUUUACUUUCUGUGGCAGAUGUUCUUAGAGCAAAGGACCUUCCUGUUGUUAUGACAUUCCUAAUUUCAAGGGCACUGGUACUAAUUUCUUUUUUCUGA